Octodon degus (degu) is the source of this 2468-nucleotide messenger RNA. Its product is annotated as angiotensin-converting enzyme-like protein Ace3. Lineage: Eukaryota; Metazoa; Chordata; Mammalia; Rodentia; Octodontidae. The transcript has 15 exons. Gene Ontology annotation, molecular function: peptidyl-dipeptidase activity; metallopeptidase activity. The record is from RefSeq and is a predicted model, not a curated record. Gene Ontology annotation, cellular component: plasma membrane. Gene Ontology annotation, biological process: proteolysis. The coding region runs from base 99 to 2159 and encodes 686 amino acids.
GCUCCUGUACUGUGGGCAGCUCUUGCCGUGGCUUAGGACUGUGGGAGAUUUGAGUUUAGUUUUAUGACCAAACAGCCAGUACUGUGCUGAAGGAGUUCAUGGAGACCACUUGGAACUAUGUCACCAACAUCACCAACCCAAAUCGAGAGGAGAUGCUGCAGAAGGAGCUAGAGAGGUCCCAGUUCAUGAACUACUUUGGCACCCGGGCGCACCUGUUUAAAAUCGCCCAGUUCCAGGACCCAGCUGUGAAGCGCAUGCUGAGUAAGCUGCAGGACAUGGGCAAGGCGGCCUUGCCCCAAGAGGAGCUUCGGGAGUACAACAAGCUUCUGGCCUACAUGGAGACAACAUACAGCCUGGCCCAGGUGUGCUUGGAUGAGGGGCCCUGCAUGCCCCUGGAGCCCGACCUCGAGGAGAUCAUGGCCACCUCCAGGGACCAGAAGGAGCUGCUGUGGGCCUGGGAAGGCUGGCGGGACGCUGUGGGUCGCCAGCUCCGCCCCAUCUUCUGGCACUACGUGCAGCUCAGCAACAAAGCUGCACAGCUCAAUGGGUACAAAGACAUGGGAGCUUUGUGGCGCUCUAAGUACGAGUCAGACACCCUGGAGCAAGACCUGGAGCAGUUAUACCAGGAGCUGCAGCCGCUCUACCUCAACCUGCACGCGUACGUGCGCCGCGCCCUAUACCGCUACUACGGGCCUGAGCUCAUCAACCUGCGGGGGCCCAUCCCUGCCCACCUGCUAGGGAACAUGUGGGCUCAGUCCUGGGACAAGAUCCUAGACCUGGUUCUGCCUUUCCCCAAGAAGCCCCCCAAGGACAUCACGAAGAUCAUGAAAAGCCAGCACUGGAAACCCGAGAAAAUGUUUGAAGAGGCUGACAAGUUGUUGACCUCCUUGGGGCUGUUACCUGCCCCACCUAAUUUCUGGCGAAAGUCAAUGCUGGAGAAGCCGACUGAUGGGCGGGAGGUGGAGUGCCACACCUCUGCAUGGGACUUCUACACGGGCAAUGACUUCAGGAUAAAGAAAUGCACAGAGGUGACCUUAGAAGACCUGCUCUCCAUCUUCCACCAGAUGGGUCACAUCCAGUACUUCAUGCAAUACCAGAACCUCUCUCUAAUCUUCCACGAAGGUGCCAACCCUGCUUUUGAAGAGGCUGUGGGGUCAGUGAUCGCCCUCUCAGCCUCUUCCCAGAAGCACCUGUUCAGCACGGGCCUGAUCAGUCUCCAGCGCCAGGACUCAGAGGAGGAAAUCAACUUCCUGAUGGGCAUCGCCCUGGAGAAGAUCGCCUUCAUCCCCUUCAGCUACCUGGUGGAUGUGUUUCGCUGGAAGGUCUUUGACGGCACCAUCAUAAAGGACAUCUACAACCAGGAGUGGUGGAACCUCAGGCUAAUGCACCAAGGCCUGUGCCCACCUGUGCCCCGGACAGAGGAUGACUUUGACCCAGGUGCCAAGUUCCAUGUUUCUGCCAAUGUGCCCUACAUGCGGUAUUUCCUUAGCUUAGUGCUUCAGUUCCAGUUUCAUGAGGCUCUGUGCAAUGCCUCGGGCCAUGUGGGCCCACUGCACCAGUGUGACAUCUCUAACUCUAAGGUGGCUGGAAAGAUCCUGGGGGGUGCCCUGAAGCUGGGCUCCAGCAAGCCCUGGCCAGAGGUCCUAAAGGAGCUGACCGGGCAGUCCAAUGUGUCCACAAAUGCCCUCAAGGCCUACUUCAAGCCGCUGCUGAACUGGCUGGUGGCUGAAAACGUGCGGCAGGGAGAAAUCCUAGGCUGGCCAGACUUCACCUGUUCCUUUGAAGAAAGAAACACAAACAAAGUGGCACUACUGGGUCUAAAGCUGAAGCCUGGCCAGGUUACAUUUGGACAGUGGGUGUUGCUGGUUCUAAGCUUGGUUAUGCUCUUGGUGGUCCUGGGACUGGCCCACAGGCUGUACUUCCUGGAAAAACAGUCCCUAGACCAGGACAGCAUGAUCCUAAGCACCCUGCCCUACACCUACUUCCUGGGGAUGCCCAUGGAGCCCCGACAGGCGGCCCGAAGACAGUGGAUCCUGCUGGGCCUCUGCUUCAUCCUGAUGCUAUGUGUGAUCAGCCUGACCAUUCGGAUCUUCACGUACCACCACAGGAAGCCACCGUGGAUGAGAACUGAGUGGUUGAGAGAAGAUAACCUCCAAUGAGAAUGCCAGCCUGACCACCCCCCACAGGGGCAGCCAGGACACCUCUGCACUUCCCCAGGAACUGUGGUUCAGCGCAGCAAAUGCACACCCAGCCCAGGACCCCGUGGCCUCCCCAGACUCCAGCAAAAGCCUGACUGAGCCUCCUUGGCCAUCUUCCCUGCACCACCCCACCAUUUAUUUUGCCCAAAUAUUUCCUUCAGUGUCUUCACAUUUCUUCCAAAAUGCCUAUCUGCUUCAGAACUGGAUUGCCCAUCAAUUAAAUCUAGAUAUUCAAAGUGGCCUCAGAAAGUCUUGGUCAGUGACCCUCUA